Molecule: messenger RNA, 2740 nt
Organism: Sitophilus oryzae (rice weevil)
Lineage: Eukaryota; Metazoa; Arthropoda; Insecta; Coleoptera; Curculionidae
Gene: Nf-YA
Product: nuclear transcription factor Y subunit alpha
Exons: 8
Coding region: 444-1457 (337 amino acids)
Biological process (GO): regulation of transcription by RNA polymerase II
Cellular component (GO): CCAAT-binding factor complex
Molecular function (GO): RNA polymerase II cis-regulatory region sequence-specific DNA binding; DNA-binding transcription factor activity, RNA polymerase II-specific
Source: RefSeq, a predicted model, not a curated record
AAAUUAUCGGAUGUGUUCAAGACCACCAAGAGUUCUCGGGAUAUCGCAACCUGUUCAUUUCCAAACAUUCUUUCUUGAUUUUGUGUUUCGGAUGCAUAUUUAACACGUUUACAAAGUGGGCCGUGGAAAAUAGUGACGUUGAAUCGAACAUGGCGAAAGAUGUUUCGUUGUUUUCGCCCGUUGUUACAUCAAACUUGUGGAAAUUAUCGAAUUUUUCAGCUAAAUUUAAUUUACUUUGUAUUUAUUUUGAAAAACACAACAAGGGUUCUACAGCACUGCCCUUUCCAGCAAUACUUUACUUGCUUGGAACAGGCUAAUGGAAGAAACUCUUUGUCUGGAUAAAAUAUACAUAUUUUUCUAAACUGAAUUAGUAGGAUUGAUGAAUAUUCACUUCAGAAUGUUUUUUUACUAUUUGUGUUUGAGAGUAGCGGAGAGUGGUAGCGAUGGAACAGAUAGCGACCACUGCUGAUGGUCAAGUGGUCAUGGGUGUGAGUCCGCAACAAGUGCAGGUGAUGCAAAUGAACACUGGUCAGGUGAUUCAGGGAGCCAACGGGCAACAAAUAAUGGUUCACACUGUGCCGUCGGGUGGACAGAUUCAAGUAGCGGCUACCCAUGGUACGCAGGGAUUACAACAAAUCCAGGUGGUUCCUGUGAGUAGUCUUCAACAGGGACAAGUAUUAGUCCAGCAAGCUCAACAGCCCCAAAUUGUUCAAACAAUGGAUGGCCAAACGUUUAUAUAUCAACCCAGUGCUGUUAUUGAAGGCAGCAAUUUGCAACAAGCUCCAACAGUAUUAAAUAUCAACGGUAACCUAGUUCAAAUAGCCAACGCACCCCAGCCUACGACGACCCAGACGGUGGCCCAGCCUACCGUGACGUCACCUACCGCGCCCACAGUAGUCCAACAGGCGCCCAACGGACAACUGGCUAUGGCUAAUGGGAAUUUAGUCAUGGUGAGGACCAAUCCGGACAUGGUGCCAGCAUCUAGUUCAACACAGUUCCAAAGAGUUCCAAUACCGGGUCAAGAAUUUCUUGAAGAAGAACCAUUGUAUGUCAACGCCAAACAGUACAGAAGAAUUUUGAAGAGACGGCAAGCUCGGGCGAAGUUAGAAGCUGAAGGGAAAAUACCAAAAGAAAGACCUAAAUAUCUUCACGAAUCUAGACAUCGACACGCCAUGAACAGAAUUAGAGGUGAAGGAGGCAGAUUCCACUCUGGAUCGGUUAAAAAAAGAAAAGAGGAAAUGGAAAGACAGGCUCAGCAAGCAGCUCAGCAUCAGCAACAUGUUGAAGCCGUUCAACAUCAACAGAUGAGCCACCAGGUGCAGCAACAGGAAAUGCAAAGGAUAAACGUGUAUUCGACGAGCAUUCAAAUGAACAACCCCAUUAUUUUAGAGAACUUACCUGAUAUGAUAAAACCGGAUCCGUUAACGCUGGACAUGAAGAAAGAGAUUUCUUUUUAAAUACAUCAUAGUUCUAUACAGUUUUUUUUGUUAACUUAUUUUGUAAUAUUUUUGUAUAGAGAAACCCUUACAUAAGGGAAAUUUAUUAUGUAGAGGUUAUGUUUUAACUUUAUUAUUUAUAUUUAAUUUAGUCUAUCGAUUUUGGUACCUACAUAUAUUUACUUAAUUCGUUACGCACUAGGCGUGUGUACGAUACACGAUACGGGGUGUUAAUAUACAGGGUGGUCCGAAAUGUAAUCGGGAACUUCGACAACGUAUUCUGUAGAUCAAAAUAAGUAAAACAGUUUGUAUAAAAGCAUAUCGUAAAAUGCUUUGGAGAUACAGGGAGUAGAAAUUUCAAUUUUUAUUUCGAAUUUUUUUAAAUAAUUUCGUUUUUUAUAAAUGUUUUUUUAACUAACAUCUAUUAGUACGAGAGCUAGCAAUGUCGGAAAAACAAGUAUUUUAAGACGUCUGGCUCUUUGAUAUAUCUUUUACUAUGCUUUCUAGAACAGCAUGCGGCUCGUGUGGCUGCCGGUAAAUGUUGCGUUCCCUACUGCGCAUUGAAAGAAGAUCCUAUAUUUUUAUUAGUCCUUUAAAUUCUAGUAUUUCGCAGUUAUAAAUCGCAAAUAGCAAAUAAAUAUUUUUUUUUAAAUUACUAGAAUUAUUUAAUACUUUACUAUAAGAAUAUAAACGAAAAUAAAAUAAAAAAGUUAUUACUCUUCAACUCAUUAAUCAAAUUUCUCAUGGUAAAAAAUACCCAGACCCCAAUAUUCAUCCAACUAUCCACUGUAGAUCAGAAAUUAUUUGGAAAAAUUUGAAAUAAAAAUUACUUCACUAACUUCUACACCCUCUAAUAAAAUAUUUAUACGAACUUGUUUUUCUCAUUUUUAUCUGCAGAAUAUGAUUUUUUAUGAUAUGAAAUUUCCCGAAUACAAUUUGGAUCACCCUGUAUACGGAUUUUUAAGGCCCUCUAUCUAGGGAGUAUGUUCAGAAAAUGUGUUAUUUUUUAUAAAUUAUUAUCAAUUGUAAAAUGUAGUAUGGGUAGUACGUGCAUGUUAUAUCAGUUUAGAAGUCUGAAAAGUAUAAAAUAAUAUUUAUUGUGUCAUAUAUUUUCUAUGAUAAUACUUCAGACUGGGUCACUCUUAUCGAAUUGUAGAAAUUUUCAUGGCUAUAUCCCUUUGUUUUGUACAGUACCUUAAUUUUUUGUGAUAAGAUUAUUUAGGUCGGGAACAUAUCCGUUUUUUUGGAAAAUGCUUGCUACUGUUUUUGUUGUAUAAUACAUAGUAAAGGAUAAUUUCUUCUAA